GCUGACCCUCGUCAGGUGUUCUCGGGAGAAGAGUCUGGGUGAGGGGACUAGAGCGAAGGAAGUUUAGGGAAAUAAGUUGGGCCCUGAAGAGGUCGCUGCAGACUCAGGAGAGACUCAAUUCCGCGUGUGGGUCCUGACAAGAGACAAGAAAUGAAUGAAGAAAAAGGAGGUCCCAGGACCUAGAUAGUGUCAUAUCUGGGCCACUUUUGAGUGGUGACUAGAUUUCUAACUAGAAAUUUAGAGCAUAUCCAGAAGAGACAAAGACAGAAUAUCCCAGUUGCUGGCCAUUUCUCAAAACAGAAGAAAAUGAUCAAUGCCCAGGAAUCGCUGACACUGGAGGACGUGGCCGUGGACUUCACCUGGGAGGAGUGGCAGCUCCUGGCCCCCGCCCAGAAGGACCUGUACCGGGACGUGAUGUUGGAGAACUAUAGCAACCUGGUGUCAGUGGGGUAUCAAGCCAGCAAACCAGAUGCACUCUCCAAGCUGGAACGAGGGGAGGAACCGUGGGCGAAACAGGAGGAAGUCCCCAGUGGAACCCGGCCAGAACCUAGCAAAGUUGAUAAUCACCUGCAAGGUCACUGGGAAAAUCCAAGAAUGCUGAAAGGUAUGGAACAAAACCACAAACACAAUGCAUUUGGAAAUACUGUUCCUCAAAGCAAAAGUCAUUUUCCUUCCAGGCAAAAUCAUAUGCUUGAGUUCUAUAUAAAAACUUUGAAGUCAAAUUUAAGUUUAGUCAACCAGAGCAAAAGCUAUGAAAUUAAAAACUCUACUAAAUUCAGUAGAGAUGAGAAAUUAUUUCUGCACGAUAAGCAUGAAGAUUUUAAUUCUGCUGUUAAACUCCCUAUAAGUGCAAAACCUAUUAGCAAUAAGUCCCAAGUCAUUAAGCAUCAGAGAACUCGUGAAAUAGAGAAACCCCAUGUAUGCAGUGAAUGUGGAAAAGCCUUCAUUAAGAAGUCCCAGCUCACAGAUCAUCACAGAGUUCAUACAGGAGAGAAACCUUAUGGAUGCAAUAUUUGUACGAAAGUAUUCUCCAGAAAGUCCAGGCUCAAUGAACAUCAGAGAAUUCAUAAAAGAGAGAAAUCCUUUCUAUGCAAUGAUUGUGGAAAAGUCUUCACCAUGAAGAGCCGUCUAAUUGAACACCAGCGAACUCACACUGGAGAGAAACCCUAUGUAUGUAACGAAUGUGGGAAAGGUUUCCCAGGGAAGCGUAAUCUCAUUGUACAUCAGCGAAAUCAUACUGGAGAGAAAUGCUAUGUAUGCAGUGAAUGUGGAAAGGGCUUCACUGGGAAGAGCAUGCUCACCAUACACCAGCGAACUCAUACAGGAGAGAAGCCCUACAUCUGCAGUGAAUGUGGGAAAGGCUUCACCACGAAGCACUAUGUCAUCAUACAUCAACGAAAUCACACAGGAGAGAAACCCUAUAUAUGCAAUGAAUGUGGGAAAGGUUUCACGAUGAAGAGUCGACUGAUUGAACAUCAGCGAACUCACACAGGUGAGAAACCCUAUGUAUGCGAUGAAUGUGGAAAAGGCUUUCCCAGGAAGAGUAAUCUCAUUGUACAUCAGAGAAAUCAUACAGUAGAGAAAUCCUAUGUAUGCAGUGAAUGUGGAAAAGGUUUCACCGUGAAGAGCAUGCUCAUCAUACACCAACGAACUCAUACUGGAGAGAAACCCUACAUCUGCAGUGAAUGUGGGAAAGGCUUCCCCUUGAAGAGUCGACUGGUCGUACAUCAACGAACACAUACUGGAGAGAAACCUUACAGAUGCAGUGAAUGUGGGAAAGGUUUCAUUGUGAAUAGUGGACUGAUGUUACAUCAGCGAACUCACACUGGAGAGAAACCCUAUAUAUGCAAUAAAUGUGGAAAAGGUUUUGCCUUUAAGAGCAAUCUUGUGGUACAUCAGCGAACUCAUACUGGAGAGAAACCCUUUACGUGCAGUGAAUGUGGAAAAGGCUUCACCAUGAAACGCUAUCUCAUUGUACAUCAACAAAUCCAUACAGGAGAGAAAUCAUACAUAUGCAGCGAAUGUGGUAAAGGCUUUGCUAUGGAAACUGAGCUCAUUUUACAUCAGCAAAUUCAUACUGGAGAGAAACCUUAUGCAUGCAAUGAAUGUGGUAAAGGCUUCACUGUGAAAAGCCGACUAAUCGUUCAUCAGCGAACUCAUACAGGAGAGAAACCUUUUAUAUGCAGUGAAUGUGGAAAAGGCUUCUCCUCAAAGAGAAAUCUUAUUGUACAUCAGAGAACUCAUAAUGGAAACAAACCUCAAUGACACCAUGAAUAGGGUCAUACCCUCAGGAGGAAAAUAUGCCUUGUGCAACAUCAGAGAUUUCACACAGAAUUGACUUCCUUUAUUUGUACUGACUGUGGAAAAUCCCAUUCAUUACCUACCAGGGAAUUAUGCAGCAAACUAUGUAUACAGUUAAUGGGAGAAAGCCUUCAAUACCAGGUCAGCACCCAUUGUACAUCAAAGAAUUCAUAGAAUAGAAAGACUAUGGAUUUAAUAACUGCGGGCCGCCUUUCUCUCAUUUGUCAAGCCUUGUUAAUACACACAAGAAAUGUGUAAGUCAAGGUACAUAAGCCUUUGCAGAGAAUCUGAACUCAUUACAUACAAGUGAACUCAUUCAGGGGACAAACCAUGAUACUUCAAUGAACUCCUUAAACAUCAGUGUGCUCCCAGCAUACCUGAAUAUAGUCAGUAUAGAUUAAUUAGCCUGUUGCUAGAUUUUCACCCUUGGGGAAUACUGAAUUUGCAUAGGAGUGAAGUUUAGUGAAUGCAGAGAAUGUGCUAGUGCCUUCAGUGAUCAAUUACCUCACGUUGUAUGUCAAAACAGGAAACAAAACUGAUAUAUUCAAUGCAGAAAAGUCCUGAGGAAACAUUUCUAGGUAAUUACAUAUCUGAAAAGUAUAUAUUAAGACGAAUCUUAUGAAUGGAGAGAGUAGGAAAGCCUCCUAUGGGAAUAAAGACCCUGUCUCAUCAGUGAUCAUAAUAGAUCCCACCAGCGAGCUUACACAUAGUGGCAACAUGAUGACUGUGCAAAAGCCUUUGCCUGGAAGUCAAACCUUAAUAGUUGUGUGAUAUUCACGUUAAAGGAAAAUGGCAGUGAAUAUGAAUUUUAGUGAUAUUCUGCCUCAUCAUUUCUCAUGAAUUCAUACAGACAUAAAACUCAUGAACACACUAAAUGUGGAGUAACUAGGAAAUUAUCAGAAAUUUUGAAGGAGGGCGCCUGGGUGGCUCAUUUGGUUAAGCGACUGCCUUUGGCUCAGGUCA
Molecule: messenger RNA, 3264 nt
Organism: Leptonychotes weddellii (Weddell seal)
Lineage: Eukaryota; Metazoa; Chordata; Mammalia; Carnivora; Phocidae
Source: RefSeq, a predicted model, not a curated record